Molecule: messenger RNA, 3183 nt
Organism: Sabethes cyaneus
Lineage: Eukaryota; Metazoa; Arthropoda; Insecta; Diptera; Culicidae
Product: zinc finger protein 728-like
Exons: 5
Coding region: 1-3183 (1060 amino acids)
Source: RefSeq, a predicted model, not a curated record
AUGGUUGAUUGGGCCCCAUUGUACAAUGCCAACAAUGUCAAUGAAGCGGUUGACUAUCUGUUACACACGUUAAAUGAAAUGUUCAGUUUUCACGUGCCUGUCGCUCGUCCACAACAGAAACCUCCAUGGGCCAAUCGGAGAUUACGAGAAUUAAAAAGAGGACGUGCUAAAGCGCUUCGGCACUACUCUAACCAUCGCAACCCGUAUACGAGACGAGAAUUCGUAUUAGCCAGUAACCGCUACAGAAUCUACAAUCAACUGCUUUACACUUUACAUGUGCAGCGUACUCAACGAAGCCUGAAGCGGAAUCCCAAACGGUUCUGGUCGUUUAUGAAUGGAAAACGGAAAGAGCGAGGCCUCCCAUCGGUAAUGUCACAUGCGGCAGACACUGCGAGCUCUGUUGAUGAAAUCUGUUGCUUAUUUGCAAAUCAUUUCUCUAGUGUCUUUAAGACUGAAAAAGUUGCUGCACGAAGAAUCGACGAAGCUCUUCAAAAUGUUCCAGAGGAAAUACUCGACAAGCGGGAUAUUCGCUUCUACGAAACAGAUAUUGCAGCAGCAAUCAAGAAGCUUAAACCGUCAUUGCAACCGGGACCGGAUGAGAACAAUAUCCUUUCGGAUAGCAAAGCUUCAACUUCCUUCACUAAGAAUCGGAUGCUUCUCUUCUGUUGCAGCGUUGCGGAACCCUUGGAGACAAUCCCCACUGGUAGUGCCGCAGGUUCCGAAGGCUACCACUGCGACAUUUGUGGCAAACAGUUCCACAAAAAGGGACCAUUCGUAAGUCAUUACAAUCGACACAAGAGAACGCAGCCCCGUGAGUGCGACGUGUGCAACAAGGUCUGUUCCUCUUAUCAGACAAUGAUAAGACAUAAAAAAUCUCACACCGGUGGCGCCGGUGUGACCAACAAGGACAAGCCAGUGUACGUUUGCAGCGUCUGCAAUAAAGGAUUCCUUGUAAAGAACAACCUGAAAACUCACAUGAAAACUCACUCCGACGAGCAUCCGUUCAAGUGUGAUUUGUGCGACAAAACAUUAAGCUCCGUCCAUGCGCUCAACUAUCACAAAGCAACACACACCGAAGAAAAGAACUUUAAAUGUGAGAAAUGCAACAAAGCCUUUCCCUUUGCAAGUCAACUAACGAAGCACGGUAGAGCACACCUCGUGGGACGUCCGCACCGGUGCGAAAUCUGCGAAAAAGGAUUCAAAGACAAGUCUGCCCUUGCCAGGCACAUGCAACACCACAGUAGUGAGCGACUGUUUAAGUGCGACAUCUGUGGCUUGGCGUACAAGCAGUCGAGCGCCCUGUCCGUUCACAGACAAAUCCACCUGUACGUUGAUCCGAGACCGUUCAAGUGUGCCCUAUGCAGUGCGCAGUACAAUCGCAAGUGUAGCCUACGGCAGCACAUGAAAAGGACGCACUCGGUGGUGACCGCGGGGCAAACGCUGUUCGAGUGCUUGCACUGCGGAAAGAACUAUUCCAAUAAGAAAAACCUGGAAGCACACCAAAACAGUGUGCAAGGCCUGCGGCCGCACCAGUGUACGGUGUGCGGAAAAGGGUUCUCCUUCAAAAGCAGCCUGUGGGAACAUGUACAAAUACAUGCCACCGGAAGGCGCUUUCCGUGUGAGAAUUUGUCACUUCGAUUCAUCACCUCGAACGGUCCUUCGUAUGGUGACGAUAGUGACGGUCGAACCGAAUCGUUGCGUACGAAGACGUUCUUGCAAGAGUGCAGCAUCGCGGAUGGUAGGGGUGCCGGCGACAAACGGAAGCAACCUGACACGACGGCAGGCCCGCACAAAUGCCCGAUUUGUGGAAACGGAUUCCGAUUGAAAUCGUUGCUGAUGAAACACAUGCGUCAGCACAGCGAUGAGCGGCUCUUUCGGUGCGACAUCUGCGACCUAUCGUACAAGACCGCGGGUGAUCGGAACACUCACAGAAAAGUCCACGCCUACCUCGAGCCGAAACCUUUCAAGUGUGACAUAUGCGGCGCACAGUAUGUCCAGAAGAGAAGCCUCAAUUUUCAUCGGAAAACACACGGAACCGACCAUCCGCAUAAGUGUCACAUUUGCGGGGAAAGUUUUGUACUUCCUUACUUGUUGGCGAACCAUAGGCGUGUUGCUCAUAGCGAUGAGCUAUCACUGAAAAGCGAACAUAUUUGCGAUGUUUGCAACAAAGGAUUUGCUAGACGAACUUCUCUGGUGAAUCACAAAAGAUUACACACGGGUGAGCGGCCAUUUAAAUGUGACAUUUGUAGCGAAUCAUUUGGGAGAAGUUCCAGGCUCAAUUAUCAUAAAAUUGUAAGCCAUACAGGGGCAAAGGACUUCAAAUGCGAAUUUUGCGGUAAAGACUUUCACCUGCGAGCACAGCUCACGAAUCAUCGAAAAAUCCACAGCACGGACCGUCCCCAGCAGUGUCAAAUUUGCGGUGAAAGCUUCCUCUAUCCCUACGUACUGGCGAAGCAUAUGCGGAGUCACAGCGACGAGCGAUUGUUCAAGUGUGACAUCUGCGGCUCAGCGUACAAGACAACCGAUACGUUGCACGUUCACCGGCGGACUCACUCCAAAGAUGCAUCAAACAACAGCGAACACGUGUGCGAGGUUUGCGACCAAAGAUUCACUAGAAAAGAUUCCCUAGCGUGUCACAGAAGAAUUCACACUGGCGAGCGUCCGUUCAGGUGUGAUCUUUGUAGCCAAACUUUCAGCAGACGCGAAAGUUUCACCAAUCAUAAAUUGACGAUUCACAUCCGGGGGAAGGAAUUCAAAUGUGAAAUAUGUGGUAAAGAAUACCACACAAAAAAACAACUGACCAAUCAUCUGAGAGUCCACAGCUCGGAUCGCGUGUACGAGUGCCAAACGUGCGGAAAAACCUUCACCUACCAGUACAAGCUCGAAACGCAUGUGCGCAGUCACAGCGAUGAACGACUGUUCGCGUGCGACAUCUGCGGUUCAUCGUACAAGUCAUCUACCGGGCUGAACCUUCACAAGCAACUGCACGUAUCCGGUAAAAAAGCUUUCCAAUGUACCAUCUGUGACGCAUCAUACGCUUCACGCAGUGGUCUACUUACGCACAGGAGAAUUCACGAAUCGGCCGAGCCUUACCGGUGUGACGUUUGUGGCCGAGAGUACAAGUCACGCAUGGGCUAUUACAUGCACAAGAAAAUUCACAAAAUUAUCGAACUGGAUUGUUGA